CUGGGACAUACAUUUGGCAACGCCGCUGGGUUGUUCGGCGGCGUCGCUCCCUCUAGCGCGCGACGAUCGUCUCGUCGCCGUCGUCGUCUCGCGCGGCGGUGGUAUUUCAUUUGGUUUUUUUACAUUUCAUUUUUCUGUCCCGUCUUUGCCGCCCGCCACCGCCUCCGCGUGCACCGCUCAUUCCGGUUCUCUAUGGCGGAGGAGCGCGCGCGCGCGCUUGCCGGGUUUUUUUUCCGUCGCCCCUUACCACCGCGCCCCGCCCCCUCGUCACCACCGACGUUUAUUACGUACGCCGUCGGCCAGUCGCACACGCACCGUCGUCUCCCCCGAAUGUACUGUAGCCACCGCCGCCGCCGGUGUUUACUGUACGGUGUCGUUCACGAGCGUGUGUUGUAUAAUCGGCAGACGCCGCCGCGGAGCUUUAAUAAUCUCUGACGACGCGCCGCCGGUAAUCGCGAAUAUUAUUUAUUUAAUUUUCAAAUUCAAUAGUUCUAUCCCGUACAGGUCGCGCGCCCUGUCGUCUUAUCAGUAACAGUAAAAAACAAAAAAAAAAUAUAACAAACAAUAAUUACAUGCCAAGGUUGAUACGUGAAAACAAAUAUUUGUAUUUUGUGACUGUGUACAUCCUUGGUUCACCGUAGAGUACUCGUCCCGAGUCAUGAGCACCAACAACGUCCACGGGAUUACCGGACACAUUGCUACACGGAAGUGAUGAAGGGGAUAUUAUGGCAAUCAAUUUCUCAGCAUCAUUUGCAGCAUGUCUGGCAGCAGGCCUUAAAGUUCCUCGGAAUUUUAUGUACUGCAUUGCCCAAGAGAAUGGUGCUCCAUAUGUUAUAUACAACAAAGAUGGCCACCAUCAACAAGGGCCAAACAGCAGUAAUGGUCAAUGGGGUCCAGGGCCUUCACAAAACGGUUAUCCAGCUCUUGUAUCAUCUCAACAUGAACCAGCUGAACAAUCAACUGAACAAGCAUCUCAAUCAGCGAUUGCUUCACCUAUACCAUCGCCAUACCCUAAUACUAAUCAUUCAAUUCAAGGUUCUGGAAAUGGUGGAGAAGAUGAAACACCACCAGAAGACAGUGUUGUUGAAUCUGAUCGAACUCAACCAGGCCAUUAUGGUCCGGCUGACCCUUCCAAUUACUAUUCUGGUGUGAGAGGAGGCCCUCCACACAUGUUGAGUCCAUCAAGUUUUAUGUCUUAUUUAAAACAGCCUGGUGUCAUGUUAACUCCUUUAAAUCCAGCAGAGGCGUCUGGUGAUUUUCCUAAUAUGCCAGACCUUAUUCACCAACAACAAGAAGCAUCGGGGAAAAAAGGUUCUGAUCUGCGUCUAUUCAAAUGUCUUUCUUGUGGCAAAGAUUUUAAACAAAAGGCUACACUAAUGCAACAUGAGCGAAUCCACACUGACUCAAGACCAUUUGUGUGCAGUGAUUGCGGUAAACGGUUUCGUCAACAGUCUCAUCUUACGCAGCAUGUGCGUAUACAUGCUAAUGAAAAACCAUUUGUAUGUGUUUACUGUGAACGAACCUUCAGACAGCGAGCAAUUCUUAACCAGCAUCUACGGAUUCAUUCGGAUGUGGGCCCACACUUAGUAUAUAAAAAUGGGCAACUUUGGCCACAAGAUGUGCCAUUACCACAAUCUAAAAGUGGACAAUAUGAUUCAAAUGAUCCAUGUUUUUCUCCAGAAAAUGCUCCUCAGUUCCCUGCAUAUUUUAAGGAUGCUAAAGGUGUUGUGCAUGAAAUUUUUGGCCAGGCUGGUAAAAGUCUACCUGAUGUAAUCCAACAUGGUCGUAGUGCUGGUAUGCCACUUUAUGUUCGUUGUCCAAUUUGUAAUAAAGAAUUUAAACAGAAGUCUACUUUACUUCAGCAUGGUUGCAUUCAUAUAGAAUCUCGACCUUACCCUUGUGUAGAGUGUGGUAAACGAUUUCGACAACAAUCGCAUCUUACUCAACAUCUACGCAUACAUUCAAAUGAAAAACCUUUUACAUGCAUUUAUUGUGGACGAAAUUUCAGACAACGCACUAUACUAAAUCAACAUUUACGUAUACAUACUGGUGAGAAACCAUAUAAAUGUUUACAAUGUGGAAAAGAUUUCAGGCAAAAAGCGAUUCUUGAUCAACACACAAGAACUCAUCAAGGAGAAAGACCAUUUUGCUGUCCAAUGCCAAAUUGUCGUCGUCGAUUUGGUACUGAACAGGAAGUAAAACGUCAUAUUGAUAACCAUAUGAACCCUCAUGCAAAUAAGCGUAGAUCCGAUAGUGGCAAACCAGGCAGGCCUCCACACUUAAAUACUAUACUUAACCAACCAUCGGGUAUUGUAAAACCUGAGUUAUACUUCCCUCAGUGCUAUGGAAUGCCAUCACCUUUUGCAAAUCACCAUCAUCCGCAACAGAGUUUUGUGUCUUCUUCUCCAGUUAAUCAUGUUCCUCCGCCUCCACCAGAAUUUAAAGAUGCAAGAACAGUAGUUAACAGUACAACAGAUUUUAAAUCACCAGCAAACCUAACAACUGCUACACCAAUAGCAGUUAUGUCAUCCAAUGAUAGAAUUCGAAAACUUUGUCGAAUUUGUGGUGACGUUGGUUCCAUAAAUAUAUUUGGAUCAUUAGGACAGUCAAUGGAUUUAUCAGAAAAGAUAAACACACUGUUGCCAAUAAAUAUAGCACUCAACGACCGUCUUUCAAUCAUGGCAUGUAAUGCUUGUGUCAAUCAAAUUAAUACAUUGAAUCAGAUAGUGGGAAUAGCUAUUCAUACCAAUGAGUUGAUGAUCAAACUUCUAGAAAAAAAAAAUAGCGUCUUUCAAGAAAGGAUGCUGCAACUUUGUCGUAUUUGUGGAAAUCCUGGACUAUUUUAUAUUUACAAUCAACUUGAUGAGAAUUUUACGAGCUUAGCUGAUAAGAUGAACUCUUUUUUAACACUUAAAGUGUCUCCUGAUGAUCAGCUAUCACUAAAAAUUUGUCAAAGUUGUAUCAAUCAAGUAGAAGAUGUGUACCCAAUAUUUGAGUUUUGUCAUAAUACUACAAAAUUAAUGACGAUGAUUGUUGGAAACAUACCACGGGAAACUAUGAAUAUUGAAAAUAUGCCGUUAGAAAUUUCUGAAACCUUUCAAGAUGAUGUCAAUUUUGAUAUUAGUGAAGAAAAAGAUAACAGAGAAAAUAAACUUGGCAAUAUUUUGAAUGAUUGUGACAUAAAAAAUAUUGUUCAUACAACUCAAAAUACCUUUGGAAAUACAAAUCAAAUACAAUGUUUACGUUGUACACAAAAUUUUACCUGUGGUACAGAAUUGAGACGCCAUAUCCUGUUGAACCAUAACUUGAAAGAAUUAGAUUGUCAUCAUUGUUUUCGUCGCUGUUCAACUUUAUUGGAAUUUGAAAACCAUGUAAAAUUACAUUUUUAUGCUCAACACCCAUACUAUCCAUGCGAUUUAUGUUCUAUCAGCUUCGACAGUUUGGCAAAUCUUAUACUUCACAUUAAAACACAUGACUUACCAUAUUCCAGAGAAUGGGCACUUAUCUACAACCAAUCUGAUAAAUCUAAAUAUUUUAGCUGUCGAUAUUGUAAUAAGACUUUUAUUCAUGAAGCUUCAAGACAAAUUCAUGAACGUAUUCAUUUUACAUGUCUAAUAUGUGAGACAUGUGGUAAACAAUUGCCAAAUAAAUCUCAGUUGAGUGUUCAUCAGCGUCAACAUACCGGGGAAAGGCCGUAUCAGUGUAUGAACUGUGGUUCUUCAUUUAAAUGCUUGUCAACAUUACGCCAGCAUGAAGUUGUACACUAUGAAAAAAAAUACAUCUGCGAAGUUUGUCUGCGUAAGUUUAGUCGGCCAGAAAAGGUUCGUAUACACAUGAGAGUACACACAGGGGAAAAGCCUUAUAACUGCUUAAUAUGCAAUAAUAAAUAUCAGCAGAAAAAUGAUUUAAAUCGCCAUAUAAAAAAAAAAACAUGGAGACAAUUAUGCCAUGAAUAA
Messenger RNA from Melanaphis sacchari, 3956 nucleotides. RefSeq names its product zinc finger protein 721 (gene jim). Gene Ontology annotation, molecular function: RNA polymerase II cis-regulatory region sequence-specific DNA binding; DNA-binding transcription factor activity; zinc ion binding. The record is from RefSeq and is a predicted model, not a curated record. Gene Ontology annotation, cellular component: nucleus. The transcript is spliced from 13 exons. Bases 726 to 3956 code for a protein of 1076 amino acids. Gene Ontology annotation, biological process: regulation of transcription by RNA polymerase II. Lineage: Eukaryota; Metazoa; Arthropoda; Insecta; Hemiptera; Aphididae.